Messenger RNA from Debaryomyces hansenii CBS767, 1722 nucleotides. RefSeq names its product Mnn23p (gene MNN23). Lineage: Eukaryota; Fungi; Ascomycota; Pichiomycetes; Serinales; Debaryomycetaceae. Gene Ontology annotation, molecular function: alpha-1,2-mannosyltransferase activity. Gene Ontology annotation, cellular component: Golgi apparatus. Gene Ontology annotation, biological process: mannan biosynthetic process. The transcript has a single exon. The record is from RefSeq and is a predicted model, not a curated record. The coding region runs from base 1 to 1722 and encodes 573 amino acids.
AUGCCAAGGGGAAAGCUUAGGCUAUUCGGUGUAUUACUUUUGAUAGUAGUACUCUUUUUUACCGCUCAACAAGCGUCAAAAGAUAAAUAUAAAUCCUUAAGUGACGCAUUUACGAAGGUAGAGAAAUAUUCGCCUUUUAAUUCACAGAAAAAUGACAAAGCCCAUCAAGAAUUAGACUUAAAACUAAAGGUCGAAGACUAUAAGGAGAGUCCUGAACAUGAAUUUUGGGAGAAGAUAUUCGUCAUUUUAAAUAAGGGAAAGGCUGAUAUUCCGCAGGAUGAGAUGGCCUCAGCCAUCCAGUAUAUUGAGAAAUCAAAACAAAAGAAAGGUCAAAACACCAAAGACGUAUUGCUUUCUAAAGCAUAUGUUUCCGAUGAAGUGAUAAAGGAAUUUCAAAAGAAGCACAAAAUUGUUUUGGAUGAAUUACCAUCAAACCUCGAAGCUACCUAUAAACCAAAUACGAACGGAAUUGUUUUUGUUGGGGGUGGAAGAUUCUCAUGGUUAACAUAUUUGUCACUCUUGAGUUUACGGGCCACGGGGUCUGAAGUUCCAGUAGAGGUCAUGAUGCCGACGUAUAAUGAUUAUGAAAAUGAACUAGAAUUCUGCUCCGUAAUACUUCCUAAAUUGAACGCUGCUUGUGUUGUGGUUCCAAAUAGUUUAGGUUCGGCCGUUAUGCUUUCUUGGACUAAAAAGUUUAAAUCAUACCAAUUUAAGUCUUUAGCGUUAAUGACUUCGUCCUUUCAGAAUAUUUUAUUAUUAGAUUCAGACAAUAUUCUUAUCCAAAAUCCCGACUCAAUCUUCGAGAGUGAUUUAUUUAAAGAAUAUGGUAUGAUAAUGUGGCCAGAUUAUUGGAGACGUACAACCUCUCCAGUUUUUUAUGAUGUGGCUGGUGUUAAAAUUAACGAAAGAAAGAGAGUUAGGUCCAGUAGAUUUUCAUUAAAUGUGGAUAAAUCUGAAGCAAAUUUGGAUGAUAAUGAAAUGCACGCGGUUCCUUAUCAUGACUUAGAAGGAGCUGUGCCAGAUUUAUCUACUGAAUCUGGACAAUUAUUUAUCAAUAAGGCCACUCAUGGUAAAACAUUGCUAUUAUCGCUAUACUAUAAUAUUUAUGGUCCAGAUCAGUUUUAUAAAUUGCUUUCUUUAGGCGCACCAGGUGAAGGUGACAAGGAUACUUUUGCUACUGCCGCAACUGUCUUGAAUCAAAAGUUUUAUCAAAUCAAGUCUCAUAUCAAAACUAUCGGAUACUUUGAGGAUGGAAAUUUUCAAGGGGUAGCAAUGGGACAAAAGAAUCCAGUGAAGGAUUAUGAGCUUUUCAAGAACAAGUUUUAUGGACCUAUAAUGAAAGAAGAAAAUAAAAACAAGCCUGUCAACGACCAAAUAAAUAUGAUAGAAAAAUUAAUGAAGGAUAAUCCACUCAACUCUGAUAAAAUCCCUGUGUUUGCAAUGCAUUGUAACUUUCCAAAAUUGGAUCCAUUGGAUUUAAUAAGGAGGGAUAGCAUCUAUGAUAAGGACAAAAAUCAAUUAAAAUAUAAGCUCUAUAAUGGAUUUUCCUUCAGAAGAACAGAUAACAAAAACGAACCAAAAAUUGAUUUUGAAUUGCAGCAAUGGAAGAACAUACAAAAUGUUAUAUGCAAAGAAAAGCUUUAUUUUGUGCAUUUCAGUCAGAUUGAUAAUAAGGAAUUGUGCAAGUUUGUUGAUAAUCAGGUGAAAUGGUUAAUGAAGUAG